Trichechus manatus latirostris (Florida manatee) is the source of this 976-nucleotide messenger RNA. Its product is annotated as olfactory receptor 51H1-like. Lineage: Eukaryota; Metazoa; Chordata; Mammalia; Sirenia; Trichechidae. The coding region runs from base 1 to 951 and encodes 316 amino acids. The record is from RefSeq and is a predicted model, not a curated record. The transcript has a single exon. Gene Ontology annotation, biological process: G protein-coupled receptor signaling pathway. Gene Ontology annotation, molecular function: G protein-coupled receptor activity; olfactory receptor activity. Gene Ontology annotation, cellular component: plasma membrane.
AUGAUGAAUUUUAAUAUAUCAAAUGCCAACUACCAUACUUUCAUUCUGACAGGUAUCCCAGGGAUGCCAGACAAGAAUCCAUGGAUGGUCUUUCCCUUGGGAUUUCUCUACACACUAACUCUCCUGGGAAAUAGCAUCAUUCUGGCUGUCAUCAAGAUGGAUCAGAGUCUCCAUGAACCCAUGUACUACUUCCUCUCUAUCUUGGUUCUGACUGAUGUUAGUUUCUCCAUGUCCACUUUGCCCUCCAUGCUCAGCAUCUUCUGGUUUAAUGCCCCUGAGAUUGCUUUUGAUGCGUGUAUCACCGAGAUGUUCUUCAUCCAUAGAUUCGGAGUGGUAGAAUCAGGAGUACUAGUGUCCAUGGCCUUCGACAGAUUUGUUGCCAUCCAAAACCUGCUACACUAUGCCUCCAUUCUCACCCAUGGUGUCAUUGGCGAGAUUGGAAUAACUGUCCUGACCUGGGCAGUCUGUGUGGUCUUCCCUGGGCCCUUCCUUAUAAAGAGGCUACCAUUCUGUCGUUCCAAUGUCCUGUCUCAUUCUUACUGUCUCCACCAAGCUGCAACGCGACUAGCCUGUGCUAGCACCCAUGUCAACAGCCUUUAUGGCCUCAUCAUCGUCAUCUUCACAUUGGGGCUGGAUGCUUUUAUCAUUCUUUUUUCCUAUGUGCUCAUCUUGAAGACUGUGCUGGGCAUUGCCUCCACAGCUGAAAGGCUCAAAGCCCUCAAUACCUGCCUCUCUCACGUCUAUGCUGUGCUUCUCUUCUAUGUUCCUCUCAUUGGCGUCACCAUGAUUCACAGAUCUGGGAAGCAUUUGUCACCAGUAGUGCACACACUCAUGGCCAAUAUCUACCUGCUGCUCCCCUCAGUCUUGAACCCCACUGUUUAUAGUGUGAAGACUAAGCAGAUACGAAGACAGAUCAUCCAAGUGUUCCAGAGGAGAAAGAAUAGCACGUAGUGGACUGAGAUCACAUGUAAGAGAC